Messenger RNA from Closterium sp. Naga37s-1, 2868 nucleotides. The record is from the annotation of a GenBank genome assembly. NCBI's taxonomy places the organism in Eukaryota, Viridiplantae, Streptophyta, Zygnematophyceae, Desmidiales, Closteriaceae.
AUGGAGCUUCUGAGGGACAGCGACGAGUGGGCUGACGUGGAGCCAUUACCGCAGGACGACGGUCCGGAUCCUGUCGUGCCGAUCGCGUAUUCGCGCGAGUUCGACGACGCCAUGGGCUUCAUGCGCGCCGUUCUCGCGUCCGGCGAGCGCAGCGCGCGCGUCUUGCGCUUGACGGAGCGCGUUAUCUCCGUCAACGCCGCUAGCUACACCGCCUGGCAGCUCCGACGAGACGUUCUCGCGCAUCUUCUGUCGUUAGCCGAACCGGUUGCCAUGUCAUCGAAGCCCUCGUCCACGUCAGCGGAUGAGAAUCGAGCGGACGAAGGGGAUUGGCUGGUUCAGGAUGAGGUACUUUACGCUGAAAAUGUGACUCUAUCGAAUCCCAAGAAUUAUCAGGUGUGGCACCAUCGCCGCUGGUUGGCUGCUCUUCGCAAACAUAGGGUUACCAGACGCGAGGAACAGAUGGAACAGCAGCAGCAGCAGCAGGAGCAGGAAUGCGCUUCAAGCUCACCGUCCCCGUUACAGCAAGUUUCGUUACGGUCGAUAGCUGAGGUGGCACUGGAGGAAUUUCGUUUUUGCGAGGAAGCGUUGCUGGGAGAUUCAAAGAACUACCACGCGUGGUGCCACAGGCAGUGGGUGGCCAGGGAAUUUGACACGUGGCAUGGUGAGCUGGCGUUCUGUGAGAGGCUGCUGGAUGAUGACGUGCGCAACAACUCAGCAUGGAACCACAGAAUGUUUGUACUGGAGCAUCUUAUAGCGAAGCAGAAGCAGGGAGCAGAACAGGUGGGAGGAGGAGCCAAUCAGGAGAAGGGUUCCGAAAUUAGGGUUACACCAGUAACAGUGGAGGAUGAGGUGGCGUUUGCAGUGACCGCCAUCUGGCUUGCUCCGUCCAAUGAGAGCCCUUGGCGGUAUCUCCAAGGGCUGAUUCGCCUGCAGGAGAAAGAAACAGCAGGUGUGGGUAAGGAAGGUGAUCUGAAGCUUCUUGGAAUCUGCGUGGAUGUGCUGGCAAGUGAACCGGAGUGUGUGCAUGCGUUGGCAACUCUGCUUUCGGCGUGGACCGACUUGUACGGGCUGGCAGCGGGUUCCGUCCUUCCCCCCUCUCGCAUCGCCCUGCCGCCCAACGUCCCUCCCGCGCCGCAUCUGGAGGACUGCGCGGCGCGCACGGCGGAGCGCCUUAAAACGGAGAUGCGCGGACCCAACGGGGAGCCGCCGCGAUGGACGCGCGCGCGGGGCGGGUGCUGGUACCCGCAACCCCCGUGGGUGGGUGUUGGGGGGAGGGGGAAAGAAAGGGGGAGCAUCGCCUCGUUAUUGCCAUCCCCGUUAUUGCCUCUCUCGCUCUCUCAGGUGAGAGGCUCAGAUGCUGCCAACCUGGCAGCGACCCGCCAAGCACAGGCCGACAUCUGGCGACACCAGUUUCCCAACCAAUCACCGUCAGCUGCCACCUCAGCAGCUGCCACCUCAUCAGCUGCCACCUCAGCAGCUGCAGGAUCUCCAUCUCAGUCUGAAUCAAACCCAGUCUCAUCCACGUCAGCCUGCUCCGGGCGGCGGCUCUUCGUCGUGGAUUGGCCGAAGAGGAAGCACGGGAUUGGCUCUCAGCUAAGCAUCAUGAGCGCUUACUUAAGCCUCGCGCUGACUCACAACCGCACGCUCGUUCCCACGCCCGGCACUUACUUAAGAGCCAAUCAUUCUGAGUGUCUAGAGGCUGGGAACUUAAACUCGUUUGACUGUUAUUUCUUCCCAUUGGUUGCGAGGAGCUGCGAGGAGCGAGUGAGGGAGGUGAUGAGGGGAGGAGGGGAGGCUGAACGGGGGGUGGGGAGUGGGGGGCAAAAGACGGGAGAGGGGGAGGGGGAAGGAGCGGCAGGGAAAUUGGAUGGGGCGGAUGGGGAGGAAGGGAGAGAGUGGAAGGGGGCGUGUGCGGAUCACAGCAACGUGCGGGCCUUGCUGGGCUCGGAUCGACCCAUCGUGAGGUUCUGUGGGAACUACCUGCACCUGAAAUACGAGGCCGGCGCUGCCAGGUUGUGGGGGUCGGCAUACCUGAGGCGGCGCAACAGCAUCGAAGUGAGGGGGAGAGUAAAGGCCUCGGUGCCGAGGCUGCAGCAGGUGCACUGGUGGCGUGCCCAAUCGCUGCGCUUCAUGCUGAGGUGGCCAUCGGCGUACCUGUGCCACGUCAGCAACAGGGUGCGGCAGCAGGCGUAUGGGCUCCACGUGGCAGUGCGGAUAGAGGAGGCCAGAGCGGCUCAGAAGAAGAUCCUUAAUUCUCUCGGUGCUGCUGCUGCUACUGGUGCUGGUGAUGCCGCUGCUGAUGCUGCUGCUGUUGGUGUUGAUGGUGGUGAUGCUGCUGCUGCUGAUGCAAAUGCUGUUGAUGAUGAUAACAACGAGGAUGGGGUAAAAGUGGGAAAUGAGAAAGAGGGAGAAGAGGGGGAGGAUGAGGAGGAGGUGUACAGGAGAGUGGGCAGGGAGGUGUAUAUGCCACGGCCGGGGGUGAGUGUGCAUGUGCGGCAGGGGGACAAGCAGAAGGAGAUGAAGCUGAGCUCGUUCCGAGCGUACAUGCUGCAUGUGCAACGACUGAGGCUAAGAGUGCCAGACGUUCAUUAUGUGUGGCUCAGCACUGAGAUGCAGUCGAUAAUUGACGAGUUGGGCAGCUACAGCGAUUGGACCUUCCUGUACAGCAAGAACAGGCCCCAGCUCGGGUCAACCCAGAUGCUGGAGUACGAGAUAGCAGCGGGGCUGGAGCAGCUGGUGGGGGUCAGCUUUGCUAACCGCCUCUCUUCUACUCCCUCCGAUGCUCCCUCACUUUGCCCUUCCCUCUUCUUGCUUUUUCCCUCCCUCUGCUACCCCUCCCAUUCCUCACACCAUCCGUACAGUCGGUAA